Molecule: messenger RNA, 3534 nt
Organism: Thalassophryne amazonica
Lineage: Eukaryota; Metazoa; Chordata; Actinopteri; Batrachoidiformes; Batrachoididae
Product: lysine-specific demethylase 4A-like
Exons: 23
Coding region: 64-3054 (996 amino acids)
Biological process (GO): chromatin remodeling
Cellular component (GO): nucleus
Molecular function (GO): histone H3K36 demethylase activity; histone H3K9 demethylase activity
Source: RefSeq, a predicted model, not a curated record
UCUGAGGGGGUUCUGGAAAAUCAUAAAGUCACUUCUGUACUGAAGUGAAGGACCAGGUCCAGGAUGAGUUUAGACGCACCUUCCCAAAGUGUGGCCUGCAGGGUGAUGAUGUUUACGCCCUCUAGAGAUCAGUUUAAGGACUUCAACCGCUACAUUGCCUAUAUGGAGUCACAGGGGGCACACAGAGCUGGAAUGGCAAAGGUUAUUCCACCUAAAGGCUGGAAGCCCAGACGCACAUACGAUGAUGUGGAUGAGCUGGUGAUUCCUGCUCCCAUUCAGCAGGUGGUGACUGGCCAAUCUGGUCUCUUUACUCAGUACAAUAUCCAGAAGAAGCCAAUGACUGUCAAGGAGUUCUGCAAGGCAUCAACCAUGGACAAGUUCUGUAAUCCUCGAUAUGUGGAUUUUGACGAGCUGGAGAGGAAAUUCUGGAAGAAUUUGACCUUCAACUCCCCCCUUUAUGGGGCUGAUGUCAGUGGAACUCUGUAUGAUCCAGAUGUCACCGAGUGGAAUCUCGGCCAUCUGAGUACCAUUCUAGACUCAGUGGCCAAUGAGGGCAGCGUGACCAUCAAAGGGCUCACAUCACCCUCCCUCCACUUUGGAAUGUGGAAGAGCUCCUCUGCCUGGCACACUGAGGACAUGGAUCUGUACAGCAUCACCUACCUCCACUUUGGAGAACCAAAGUUCUGGUACACAGUCCCACCUGAGCACGGAAAGCGACUGGAACGGCUGGCCAGAGGUUUCUUUCCAGGGAAUGCUCAGAGUUGUGAAGCUUUCCUGCGCCACAAAAUGACUUUAAUUUCACCCUCCAUCCUGAAGAAAUACGGCAUACCUUUUUCAAAGGUCACUCAGGAGGCGGGCCAGUUCAUUGUGACCUUCCCCUUUGGCUAUCAUGCGGAUUUCAACUACGGCUUCAACUGUGCUGAGUCCACAAACUUUGCCACCCAGCGAUGGAUCGACUACGGCAAACAGGCAACACUGUGUUCCUGCCGCCAAGACUCAGUGAAGGUCUCCAUGGAUAGGUUUGUACACCGGUUUCAGCCUGAGCGCUACAUGCUGUGGAAGGCAGGAAAAGACACCUCUCCAAUUGACCACUCAAAGCCCACUCCAGAAGCUGCAGAGUUCCUCAAAGUGGAGAAGACCGAAAGUAGAGCAGCUUCUGUGGCCUCAGGAACUUCUGUCCAGCACGAGAACAGUCCAGAGAUUCAGGUUGGAGCUGAGCACCAGAAAGAAGCUCCUGCAGAACACAGUCCAGUCCUGAUCCAAAUGGAAACUGACGAGAAGAUGACAGAGCGCUCCCAUAAGGAAUCUGUUAGUCCAGUUAAAGAAACAGUGAAAGUGAAGAUGGAGCAAAAGCAGGGCAAAGACAUGAAGCCAGAGCUGAAGCAUCAUAACAAAGCCAAUGCCAAGGAUGAUUCUUGUAAAAGAAGCACCUCCAAAAAAGACAGCUGCACCCCUGAGAGUGAGGAAAUCCAAGCGGUUGUGCAUGACGUCUUGCACGUCCACAGCUAUGCGAAAGGUGACUACAGUGAGGGAGACGCCCCUGAGAGGGAGGAGCUAAAGAGGGACAGCAGUGACAGUGGGCCACAGAGAAACACCAGCCAUGAUGGAGCUCAGGUGGCAAAAGAGGUGAAAGAAAGUGGAGAACCAAAGGCUGAUUUAGGAGCACUGCCAGGUCAUCACCCACUCAUUAAGGAUGUCAUCAGUGAUGAAGAGACAGAGGAAGAAGCCCCUGUGGAGGAGGGCGGUCUGGAAGGGGAGAACUGGUCCAGACCUCUGGCUCAUCUGUGGCAGAGCAGACCUCCAAACUUUAAAAAAGAACGAGAGUACAACCAGCGCACUGGAGCUAAACCUCCAUACUGCUCCAUCUGCACGCUGUUCCACACCUACCAGCAGACUGAAUAUGCCAGCAGUGCUGAAAAUCCUGUCACGGUAGCCGGAGGGUGGAUGAGGACCAAGCCCCUGAUCCCAGAGAUCUGCUUCAUCACUACGACAGAAGAAGAUUCUGAGUGCGAGCCGCAGUGUGUCUCACCUUAUGUGGAGGAUGAUGGAACCAGUCUUCUGAUCAGCUGCUGCCAGUGCUGUGUCCGCGUCCACGCCAGCUGUUACGGUGUUGAUGCAGCAAAUGUAACCACGGACUGGAGAUGUGCCCGCUGUGAGGCUAACGCCAUGACCGAGAAUUGCUGUUUGUGUUCACUGAGGGGUGGAGCUUUGCAGAAAGCCAAUAACAACAAGUGGGUCCAUGUCUUAUGUGCUGUGGCCGUGCUCGAGGCUCGCUUUGUCAACAUCGCCAACAGAAGUCCAGUGGAUUUAAGUGGGAUUCCUCUGCAGAGAUUUAAAUUGAAAUGUUACUACUGUAAGAAGCGGAUGAAGAAGGUGUCUGGCUGCUGUGUGCAGUGCUCCCAUGGCCGCUGUCCCACCGCCUAUCACCCAACCUGUGCCCAGGCAGCUGGAGUCCUAAUGCAGCCUGAUGAUUGGCCCUUUGUGGUUCAUGUGACUUGCUGUCGACAUAAAGGUCCCAUUCAUACUGAGCGUAAUAAGGCUGCCAUGCACGAGCUGACUGUGGGACAGAAGGUAAUCUGCAAGCACAAGAAUGGCCGUUAUUACCAGUGUGACGUGGUGCAGCUGUCCAAAGAGACGUUCUAUGAGGUCAACUUUGAUGAUGGAUCUUUCAGUGACAAUCUCUUCCCUGAGGACAUUGUGAGCCGAGACUGUGCGCAGCUGGGACCCCCACCUCUGGGUGAAGUUGUUCAAGUGCGAUGGACAGACGGGCUGGUCUAUGGUGCAAAGUUUGUAGCUGCGCAUGUGAUCCAGAUGUACCUGGUUGAGUUUGAAGAUGGGUCACAGUUGACAGCCAAGCGGGAUGAUGUGUACACCCUUGAUGAGGAACUCCCGAAGAGAGUCAAAUCCAGACUGUCCAAAGCAUCUGACAUGCGAUUUGACGGCAUUUUUGAAGACAAAGAGAUCAUUCAGGAGUCAAAGAGGCAACGAGUGAUUAACUCUCGUUACCGUGGUGAUUACAUCGAGCCUGUGAUUUACAGAGCCAUCAUGGAGUGAGCGCUGCUGCACGCUGCCACCUGGGACCGUCUGACUGCUGUCAUCUGGGAUUGUAGACAUUAUUCUGUUUUUCAGUCAGUCUCAUUAUGGAAAUGUUUUUCCGUAACGUGUCAGUUUGGCUGUCAAUAAAGCAUCAGGUUGAAUGUUUCACUGAGGCAUUCUGGGUAACAGUUGAGCCUCAUUUGUAUUGUUAAAGUUUGACACCUGCAGCGUCCGUAUGAUGUAACGUUGUCCACCAGUCACGGAGCACCUCCAUGUUUCAUCAGCAUCCAGAAACUCUUCAUCCCAUGAUGCUUCACUCCUGGCAGACCCCCUGAGUGUAUCUGAUGAUGGCGUACGUGACUGCCGGCUUUCAGAGACUGCAGAAGUGGUGGACUUUGACUUAUUUGUUGAUGUCUUGAGUUUGUUGUCACGGAAACCAUCUUAAUCAGUCUCUAACACUUUUAUUCCAAUCUGACAGUUUUUCUUUGGGUUGAUAAA